Molecule: messenger RNA, 2216 nt
Organism: Sitodiplosis mosellana (orange wheat blossom midge)
Lineage: Eukaryota; Metazoa; Arthropoda; Insecta; Diptera; Cecidomyiidae
Product: E3 SUMO-protein ligase ZBED1
Exons: 3
Coding region: 332-2116 (594 amino acids)
Molecular function (GO): protein dimerization activity
Source: RefSeq, a predicted model, not a curated record
CACACAAUAGAAAACGACCCAAUGCGAUUCAUUCCAUUGAAAUGGUUGUCUUGGCUUACGGUUGUUGAGUUCAUUUUGAAAAUGAACUCGACAAAAAUGGCAACCGUCCCACUUACUCACCGCAAUAAAAUGGGCAUCUCCACUUACGCUUAUAACUCUUUGUUUAUGUCUACUACGAUACAUCUGUUGCUCAUUUUUCUGCUCACCGCUAGCAAUUGUCUGGUUGUCAUUGUAAACGUCAAAUCAUACGGAGUUGUUUGUUUGAUUCAUUCCCAAAAUUGAUUGCUUCGUGUUGUGAAAUUCACAUUUUUAUCAAAAAUUUACCAAACCCAUGAACGACAUGCGAUUCUCGGCGGAUUCGGGGCACUCUUCACGAGACCAGAACAACAAAAGAAGCAGGCGUCAAUCGGAUGACGAUGACAUCACCGAAAUUAUAACUUUGGACGCUGAUUCUGAUUCUGAUACGGAUUCAUUGGAAAGUGUUUCGCAGUGGUUAAAACGAAAGCGACCGGAGAGUAUUACAAUUUCAGAUGGACCAACUCCAUCCACAUCACAGGCAUCACAAGUGGAGAAUGAGUCGAAGGGAGAAGCGGCAUCGAGCAGCACUGAUAAAAUAUUAAAUAUGAUAACAUUAUUUAUCGUUGAGGAUUUGCACACAACAUCGAUAGUAAAAGAUUCGGGAUUUAAAAAAUUUGUCCAAACAUUGAAGCCAGAUUUAGUGUUGCCCACCCAAGAUGAUAUAUUGAACAAUAUUCUGUUGCUGUACGGGAUUGAACGUGCCAAUUUGCUUAUUUUGUUGCAUUCAGUGGAUGCCAUUUCAAUUGCAAUCGAACGAUGGACAUCGUUCACCGACAACACAUACGCAACAAUCAAAGCGAAUUUUAUAAACGCUGAUUGGGAACCACAAUCUUACGUGCUGGCCACCGUUCAACUGGGCGACACAAAUUCAUUUGCAUUACUGAACGACAAAGUGUUGGAAACGUUGAAAAUGUGGGAGAUUGAGAAUAAAGUGGUGUCAACGGUGUACGAUUGGUAUCGACCGCCGAUGGAUUUCUUAGCGCCGGGGCAAUAUCAGGAAUUGGGCAAGAAAAUGUGCUGUUUCGCACUAAAGCUACAAACGGCCAUUGAUAACAGUUUUAACAGUAUCCCAGAGAUAAAAGCAAUCAUAGAUAAGUGUAAGCAACUGGUUGCCUAUUUUCUACAUAAUAAUGUUGCCGAGAUUUAUCUGCACAAAUACCAAAAUUACUUGGAGCUAUCGUGCGAUCAGUUAAUCCAAGCGUCGUCAGAUGAUAUAAAUUCCACAUAUCUAAUGUUAGAUCGGCUAUUGAGCCAGAAACUUGCGAUAAAUUCAGUGCUUCGAGACGAAGAUGCUAUCGAUGGUACAAGGGCGACGGAGCUGCAAUUGGAUGACCCUGAAUGGUUGAUAAUCAAAGAAAUGGUCGCCACAUUGAAGCCAUUUCAAUUGGCAAAGGUUGUGUUGUAUCGGGUCAAGGAUCACAUUGAUUCAGUUUCAGUGGUGAAACCAAUGAUUCAUUCGUUUUGCACCAAUUUCCUUUCGGCCAACAAUGAAACGACACCGGUGCGACUGUUGAAGCAACGGAUUAGAGAAGAUCUUCUGACAAAAUUCCAAUUAUACGUGGGACAAAAUGAAAUGACGGCACCAGACUACUUUGAUUUGGCCACCUACUUGGAUCCACGGUAUAAAAACCAAGAAUACAUGAGCAAUGAGAAUCGAGAAACCAUCAAACGCUACAUUCACGACGUUUAUUUUGCCAAGAAUGAAAAUAACGCAUCAAAAUCAUCGAAAUUGUCGAUGUCAUCGAAAGCAUUGAGCAUACUGUUCCCAUCGGCACCGAGCGAAACGGCAAACGAAUGCCUGCGCUAUCACAACGAAUCGGAAAUUGAUAAAAAUUUAUCACCGCAAAAGUGGUGGAAACUUAAUGAACGACGAUAUCCAACACUAUCUACGGUGGCUAAGCGACAUUUGUGCACACACUCCACAUCCAAAUCCAUUUUCACAUCACGCAAUGCAUCACUUCGACGCAAAAAUCUAUCACCACAAAUUGUUGAUAAGCUCAUUUUUCUUAAUCACAAACUCAAAUUUGAUGUUAUUUAAAUCUGAAUUUUAUGAUCAAGUCUUUCAUUUCUUCGUUGUCAAGCAUCAAUGAAAUACAUUUCGAAGGAAAUUAAAAUUAAAAAAAAAUCAAAGUGUUUUU